Molecule: messenger RNA, 3530 nt
Organism: Strongylocentrotus purpuratus (purple sea urchin)
Lineage: Eukaryota; Metazoa; Echinodermata; Echinoidea; Camarodonta; Strongylocentrotidae
Product: sorcin
Exons: 10
Coding region: 151-729 (192 amino acids)
Molecular function (GO): calcium ion binding
Source: RefSeq, a predicted model, not a curated record
UUUAUUAUGCACACGCACUCUAUAUAUACAGCACAGCGCUUGAAAAUACAGCUUCAAAUCUACGUCCGUACGUCCGCAAGACUUGCUCUCUAUUAAAGCUUUUGUUACAGUUAACGUUUCGACCAGAACAAAGAUCUCCAUCAUACAGUAAUGGCUUACCCUGGCUACGGUGCUCAACCUCAGCAAGGCUAUCCGGGCGCGCCAGGUUAUGGUCAACCAGGAGGUCAGGACCCGUUAUAUGGCUAUUUUGCAAGUGUAGCUGGACAGGAUCAACAGAUAGAUCCGAAGGAGCUCCAGCGAUGCCUGACCUCAAGUGGGAUAGCGGGAAACUACCAGCCCUUCAGCCUUGAGACCUGCACCUUAAUGAUCAACAUGCUUGAUCGAGAUCAUUCAGGACAGAUGGGUUUCACAGAGUUCAAAGAACUUUGGGGCGUUCUCAACCAAUGGAAAACGACCUUCAUGACCUAUGACCGAGAUAGGUCGGGUCAAAUCGAGCCUCAUGAACUGACAGCAGCACUUGCUGCAUUUGGUUAUAGGUUAUCACCCAACGCCAUCAAUGCCCUGGUAAGAAGAUAUGGAGUGAACGGUCGGAUUCAGUUUGAUGCAUUCGUUGGAUGUGCAGUGCGUCUACGUGCCUUGACAGAUUUCUUCAGGAGAAAAGACACACAGCAGAAUGGAAACGCUAUGAUGCAGUAUGAUGAGUUCAUUACGAUGACUAUGUCUGUGUGAUGUUACAAGGCAAAGAAAAGAAAAGUUCAUCACCAGCACCAUGUCUAUGUAACCAGUCUGCAAAACAUCAGUUGAUCCCAGGAAAGAGAAGGAACAGACAGACGAGCGAAUAAAGACCAAUUUCUUGGCCUCGUAUUUGAGAUAAAGUUGACUUUGACCAAGGUGCAUGUACUAUGCAUGUAGCUGGUUGAGGCAUAGACAGAAUAUUUACACAGAAAUUCCACAUGGGACAAACCAUGGACCUACAUGGACAAACCUACACAAUUUUAUUCCAAUGUUUAUUUUAUCCACACUAAAUAUUUCCCUUGUCCAUCACAAAGCCGUAUCAAACAAAAGCAGAUAUCCAGCACCAAAAAAAUUAAAACAAAUAUCUGUUACUGCCCAUGUGGAAUUUACCUCUUGUUGACAACUGGUCUAGUUAGUUAAGUUAACAUUUAUUGUAUAAAUCAUAUAUGUUUGUGUGUAGUGCGAGGCUUUUAAUCUAUAAUAGCUUACCUGUUUGUAUAUAUAUGGGAAUAUUGUUUAUGUGUUGUUGGUGUGUAGUACUGAUCACUGAUUUUAACAUUAAAACUGUAGUUUAACCUUUACUUUUCAGGCCUUAGUUCAAUAAUGAUAAUAAUAAUAAAAGACAUAGUCACAUAGCUCUUAACACUAUGUUUCUAAGCGCUUUACAUUGUAAUCAUGAUAAUCCCAGUCAUUGGAUUCAAUUGCUAAUCUGCACGUGAUAGUGCACACGCUCCGCUCCCUGGGGAGUAUUCCAGCCAGGCGCCAUUUCACAAGCGCACACUUGCCAAUACAACCACAUCCGCAUCCUACCUGGUAACUAUUUAACACCGGGUGGAGAGUGGCAAAUGUAUGUACAUGUCUUGCCAAAGGACAUUCAAGUUCAAGCUUAAACAUUUACGAAAGAGCACCAGUUACCCCAAAUUAUUACGUUUUUUUACGUUUCCGGUUUCAUUUUGAUAUACAACAUUGAAAAUAUCAGCUUCGCAUAUUUGUCUCCAGAGAUAUAUUGCAUGAUUAAAAACACAGUAUUAAAACACAUAAAAGUUAUUUGUUAGUUAAACUGUUUUACACACCUGUUUGAUUUCUGAGUCAACUUCAUCAUGCAGGUCUUGAUAUAACAUCAUUUCCCCUCGUAUUCUUUAAUCUUAAAUCAAUGGAAUGUGUCAGAUUGUGUAGGGAUGGUGAUUUUUAUGCAUGUUAAUUAAAUACAGAUUUAUUUUUCUAUGGAUGGGGGGAGGGGGGGGGGGGGAUGAAUUAAACAAACAUAUAAUUCACAUGUGUUCUACUACACCCACCUAGAGCGCGUGCUCGUUUCUUUUCUUCUCUCUCUCUCUCUCUCUCUCUCUCUCUUUUCAAUACUUUAUAGCUUAGAAUCAUACUUUUGAAAGAUUUGUAUUUUAAAUAUUAUAGCAGCGUACAUGUACUUUCCACCAUACUCUAGUCAAAAUCAAACAUCUGAACUCAUAUUCAGGUUACUUCUGAGCCUUUUAUUUCAGUAAGCUAACUUUAAGGCAAAAAACUUAAUAGCUUUGUGACAUCACACAGUCAUUCCAAAAUAUUGUGCAAUUAACGUGUCACAUUAAAUGUGCUCUGAUAUAAUUGUGCCUAUGAAAAUGAUAUGCCUGCCAAUCAAAAUAAUUGUCUUAAGUCUGCUAUAGAGCCGUCUUAAAUUUAGGUUAAAGUACUUACAUGUAGCCAAAAGCUUCAACUGAAUACCAAUGUUGGCUAAGUAGUUUACCUUAACUAAAAACUAAAUAAAAUACUCGUACUUCUGGCAUAAUUACUGAGCUGAAGAGCGUCCCAAGUUCUUUGAAAUCCCGUGAACCCAAAGGAAAUCUUAUAGACAUUUAAAAUAGUUGUUAUGGUUGAUAGUCUUCUGGUGUUGAGUAUACAUUUAGUAAACAAUGUAGUCCUUGAAUUUGAAGAAAAAAAUUGUUCAACAUCUUGAUGUCUUUCAAACCAAUUUACAUAACCUCACGCAAGCAAGCAACUUAAGAUUUGUAUUUAACGUUUGUAAUAUUCAGAAAAGUUGGUGAAGUGUAUUACAUCAAUCUAUAUAAAUCUCUGAAUAAUAUUCAUGUAAAAGGGUUCAACUAGUGUGCAACAAGAGGAAUUGCCUAUUUUUUUUAUUCUCAGUGCAUUUUGUUAUAAGUAUGAAAAAAAAUGUCUGAAUUCAUUAGAAAUGUAACCUUUUAUGACAUACAUUGCACCUGUUGUAGUAUGUUCAAGUGAAUUAUCUUGAUGUUCCUAAUGCUCUUUCGUUUCUAACAAAAAGGUAAAUGAUAUUUCGAUAUUUUCAAAACGGGUUCCAUGUCUAGGUAGAGAUAUACAUUUUAUUAUUUUAAUAGAUUGUUAUCUCUUUUUUUUUCCCCACUUUAAAAUGUUCUGCAUUUAAGAGUACAAUGCCAUAUGUACAUUUUUAAUUCUUUAUUAAUUCAUCAAAUAAUGUCUCUGUAAACUGCAUUUCCAUUGUUGUGGUCAUGGAGAAACAAAUGUCUUGAUGUGAAUGAGAUGUAUCUGAUUAGUGAUCAUGAAUGAUCGGUAAUUCAUCAAGCAUCAUCCUUUGACAAUAUUCUUUUGUACUCUUUGGUUAUAGGAGAUACUUAUUAAGACCUUUGCUGAAUAUCCUUUCCCUGUAUUUCUGUUUCUUGAUCUUAUGGAUGAUGUAGAGAAUGUGGUUUAAUAUACAUAAAUGUCACAAAUGUACUCACCUUUUAUAUGUUUUAUUUUCGGGUCAUUUGAAGUGAUCAUCUUUUUCUAUAUCCAUGAAUAAAGAAUUAUUGACUUAUAACAUA